AUGGGGAGGACGCAAGAUGAUGCCGUACCAGGUGUCACAUCUAUAAGGAAGGGCCAGCCAGCCCUGGCGUAUGCACUACAAGGACUUACCACAAAACCAUCACUCGAAAGGGAAGACUCAUGGACACCAGAAAACUCGGCGAAUACAUCAGAUGUGGACGGUACAAGUCAGUCGGAACGUCAUGGUUUUAAUGUUCAAAGUCGAAGUACAACCGUCAUUCCAUCAGACGAAAGCGACUCAGAGGCGCAAACGGGAGAAAAAGGGGGCAGUCGGAGAAAGAGCAUACAGGUUGUUAUCGAGGAAGAUAAGAAGGGCGACUACACCUUUACCACCAAGGACCCCCUCUUCAAAGAUAUUCUACGAACAGGAUUGCAACAAGAAGCAGACAAGCUCAGCGGAAAAUCGAGAUAUAAGCCACGACAUUUGAUUUUUACACAACAAUUCACUGCAUUCGACCGGCAGAAUGCGACGGCCGCACAAUCGCCAUUCCAUGGAUUCUUCACACUAUUCUGGCUUGCGAUGUUCCUAUUGCUAGCCAGGAUUGCGGCGUGGAAUUAUCGGAGCAGAGGGUCAAUCUUUGGAGACGCAGAGAUUCUACAUUUAAUGGUCGAUCGAGACUUGUUCACCAUGUUGGCAAUAGACGUAGCAAUGUGUGCUGCAACGAUCUUUGGAUUCUUCUUGCAGAAAGCCAUUGCGAACGAACAUCUGACGUGGAAUGGAGCCGGCUGGAUCAUUCAAUCGAUAUGGCAGGCUUUCUUCACAGGUAUUAUCAUCUGGAUCACUUUCUGGAGAGACUGGCCUUGGACCCAUACUGUCUUCAUCGUCCUCCAUGUCUUCGUUCUACUCAUGAAGCAGCACGCCUACGCCUUCUACAACGGAUACUUGUCCUGUGUAUACAGACGCCGCAGACUACUCGAGCAAAAACGUCAACAACUCGAAAAUAUCAAAGCCCAUCCUACCCCCACAGAAGCCAGCUCAACAACAACCGGCACCGACACCCCCUCCCCCUCCCAGCUAACCCACCGCCAUCCGCUCGGUCCCAAAUACUCCACAAAUCUUUCCUCCGAACACUCUGAAAUUGCCUCCAUCGGCCAAGCCCUCUCAAGCGGCACCCCCAUCUCCCCCGAAGAAAUCCAAACCUUCCACCGCAUCCUCACCACCGAACUCACCAUCCUCGACGAAGAACUCCGCGGAAACUGCACCACCACCCAAACCACCUACCCCGCCAAUCUUACUCUCUCCAACUUCCUCGACUGGGCCUGCCUACCCACCCUACUCUACGACCUCGAAUACCCCCGCCAAGCCCACAUAAACUGGUGGUACGUGGCCGAAAAAUCCGCCGCCACCCUCGGCGUCAUCUGGACCAUGAUCAUCAUCUCACAAGCAUACAUCUACCCCGUCGUCAUCCAAACGGUGCGCCUCAAAGAAGCAGGCAUGAGCCUCGAGGACCGGUGGAAAGAAUUUCCCUGGGUGGUGCUGGACAUGCUCUUCCCCUUACUCCUCGAGCAGCUCCUCUCCUGGUACGUCAUCUGGGAAUGCCUGCUCAACGUCGUGGCCGAAAUCACACGCUUCGCCGACCGCGGCUUCUACGGUCCUUGGUGGAACUCCGUCUCCUUUGAGCACUACGCCCGCACCUGGAACAUACCCGUCUCAGCCUUUUUGCGCCGCCACGUCUACCACUCGUCCGUUAGCGCCUUUCGCCUGUCCAAGACGCAGGCCAUGUUCUUCACCUUUUUCCUGAGUGCCGUCGUCCAUGAGAUUCUCAUGUUUUGCCUGUUUAAAAAGGUGAGGGGCUAUUUGUUUACGUUUCAGCUGGCGCAGUUGCCGCUCGCGGCGUUUAGUAAGACGAGGUGCAUGAGGGGGAGGGAUACGUUGGGCAAUGUGAUUUUUUGGUUUGGCCUGUUUAUUGGGCCCAGUGUGAUUACUAGUUUGUAUCUUAUUGUUUAG
Molecule: messenger RNA, 1947 nt
Organism: Plenodomus lingam JN3
Lineage: Eukaryota; Fungi; Ascomycota; Dothideomycetes; Pleosporales; Leptosphaeriaceae
Biological process (GO): ergosterol metabolic process
Cellular component (GO): endoplasmic reticulum membrane
Molecular function (GO): ergosterol O-acyltransferase activity
Source: RefSeq, a predicted model, not a curated record